AUUUCCAAGUUUGGCGUCUGCUAUAGUGUAAAACAAUGACCCAUUCAACAGUAGUAUAAUUUUGACACUUCAAAAUUAUUUGUUUAUUAUUAUUUUGCUUCAAUCCAAUGGCUGUUUUACAUUACAUAAGUCUUUGUUUGCUGCCAUGGUUGGCGGUCCAAGUCUAAUUUCAGCUUAACAAUUAUUAUAUAAGUGAUUAUGGAUAAGUGUAAGGAUUGUUUCACACCAAAAAAGAGACUUCAGAUAGGAAAGGUUUAUGCUAAUUCAAACUUGACACUAACAAAAUGGAUAUGAAGAAGAUGAAGUGGUUUGGUUCAAGAAAUGAAGCACGUUUAGGUAGGAGCUACACAACAAAGCCACAGACUCAUCAUAGCAGCAAUGAUGGAAGCAAGAAAACAGUGUGGCAGAAGAUUUGGAGGAAGGUGAAAAGAGAUAAAAAGAAAGUUUUCAAUUAUGCUUCUUCUUCUGGUUCUUCUAGGGUAGAUAUUGAUGGUGUAUGUUAUGAUGAAGAAACAUAUUCAAUGAACUUUGAUCAAGGAACAGGGUGGAUGGAAGCUGAUAAUCUACCACGGUCAUUUUCAGCUCGGUAUGCUGAUCCAUCAUGGAUUUUACCACCUAAACUUUUAUUGCGUAGAUGAUUAUUAUUAGUGUAAAAAAUAGUUUUUUUUCCUCUUGUUUUUUAUUCUAGAGUCCAAUUUUCUACAUCUUACUAAAUUUUUAUGUUUGAAUAUUGAGUUGUUGAUCAGAUUUAUGGUCUCUAAAAUCAAUCUCAAAUAUAGACUAUUCUAAAUUUAAAUAUCACUUAGUCAAUGACUUGAUCGUUAAAACAUUCGUAAAUAUUAUUACCCGAUAACAAUACUGGACUCAAUUUAUUAUUGGAUGAAUGAAUGUAGAAUGUAUUAUAUAGCUUAUAAGAGAAAUAAAUCAAUUAUUUUAGAGAAAAAUUAAUAAUGUAUCUCAUAAGUUUCUUUGUUA
This is a messenger RNA of Lathyrus oleraceus (garden pea), 975 nucleotides long. RefSeq lists its product as uncharacterized. Lineage: Eukaryota; Viridiplantae; Streptophyta; Magnoliopsida; Fabales; Fabaceae. The transcript has a single exon. Bases 285 to 638 code for a protein of 117 amino acids. The record is from RefSeq and is a predicted model, not a curated record.